Paramormyrops kingsleyae is the source of this 2476-nucleotide messenger RNA. It is a transcript of the gene gpr137, whose product is annotated as G protein-coupled receptor 137. Gene Ontology annotation, biological process: positive regulation of TORC1 signaling. Gene Ontology annotation, cellular component: lysosomal membrane. Lineage: Eukaryota; Metazoa; Chordata; Actinopteri; Osteoglossiformes; Mormyridae. The record is from RefSeq and is a predicted model, not a curated record.
CCAUAGGUUUGGUUCUUGGUUGGGGAAGGAAUUAGGACGGAGAGACACUGGUAAUAAACUACCAUUGUUGUCCUGAAGCUGGAAUCUCGGCGCCUGCGUCCUGGUUUUGGUUGUUAGCUAGUGUUAGCCACUUCGCUAGUUAGAUCGGCUUUUGUGUCCAUAUUUAAUUUAAUUUUAUUUUAUUUUAACUCGGCAUGACUGUUUCUCAGUGUAGAAAACGCCGUAAGGAUCGAGAGUGAACUUCUAAGAAGUACCAAGUUUGACGACAUUCCCCGCGGGAAGGCUGAAGGCUGUUUUUCCUCCCUGCGGAUUAACUGACUAUCUAAUUAACUAACUGACUGUAUUAAUGCCACAAUGCAGGCCUUUUGUACGGAUUCACACAAAACGACAGGCCACGUCAGAACUCUCACAGUGUUAUAACAGGCAGAGAAAUAUAGGACACCAUUCCAGCUUUUUACAUCCCAGCAUUUUAAGUGACCUGGAAAAAAAAACGUGGCAGGAGCACAGCGGCUCACUGAUGGCAUUAAAAAGCUGCCAGGCUUUGCUGCCAUCUUAGAUCUUCUGCAGAACUUCUGAGAAUAAACUGGGAAGUAAGAACCGGCCAUUUAAAAUAGAUUUACCAAGUAAGGGGAAGAGGAAUUUGUCAUUAGCGCUUGUGACACACCGUCACUUGCGAACCUCAUUCUUGUGAACCACCUCAGUAGAUGUCCAGGUGACCAGCGGUGCUAUGACCACCAGCGGUCCCAUGCCGACUCCUUCGCCCCUCCGCCCUGCAGUGGCUCCCUCUGUGCAGCUAGGGGUCACUGUUCUCUACACCUGCCUGUAUGGCUGCCUGUUUCUGGUGGUCUACAUCCAGCUAUGGCUCCUGCUUCUCUACCGACACAAGCGCUGGAGUUACCAGAGCGUCUUCCUCUUCCUGUGUCUGUUCUGGGCCGCCCUCCGCACCACCCUGUUCUCCUUCUACUUCCACAACGCUGUGGCUGCCAACCACCUGUCCAAGCCAGCCUACUGGCUGCUCUACUGCUGUCCCGUCUGCCUGCAGUUCUUCACCCUCAGUCUCAUCAACCUAUACUUCACCCAGGUUUUGCUGAAAGUAAAGGAGAAAUUUAGCUCUGAGCCAAGCAGAGGACUACGCGCGGCGCGUUGGGCCUACGGAGGCAUGAGCCUGCUCUUCCUGUGUGUCAACGUGGCAUGCGCCAGUCUGGGUGAGCGCAAUGGUGGUACGGCGGGAGGCGGAGCCUGGAGGCUGGUGUUGCUCCGCGUGCUGGUCAACGACCUGCUCUUCAUCCUGGAGGCCGUCUCCAUGGCGGUGCUCCUGCUUCAGCUGACGCGCAUGGCGCCCUCUACCAGCCCGUACCUGCACAGCAAGGGUAUUACCGUGUGCCGAACUGCAGUGCUUGGCGCCGGCGUAAUACUGCUGUUCUCCAGUAGGGCAUGCUACAACCUGGCUGUGCUCGUAUUGUCCAGGGACCAUCAGGUUGAGGCUUUUGACUACAAUUGGUACAACAUCUCUGACCAGGCUGACCUGCACAACGACCUGGGAGACGCAGGCUACCUGGUGUUUGGGGUGAUCCUCGUCGUGUGGGAGUUGUUGCCCACCAGUCUGCUCAUUCUCAUCUUCAGGGUCCGCCAGGUCCCUCAGGAGACGGGCCACGUCACCACCCCAGUCAAUCGAGGCUCCCGCUCCUACUUCUUUGACGACCCUCGGGGAAUCGAGGGUGACCCAGGCACCCCCUGGCUCCACAGCGCACAUCCGCAAAACAGCUGGUUUGGCCGCAGCGAGACGGCGCCCCUCCUCUUCGCCAAGAACCUGCACCAGACCAAUCAGCAUCAUACCUUGUACUCCACUCCGCAGAGCUGACCACUCGUGAAGAUGCAGUUUGGCACCCCUUCCGGCCAAUUAGCCCUCAUCUGUAUCCUGACCUGUCGCCUGUCUUGGCUCUCUCACCUCCACACUCCUUUCCUCCGAACGAAGAGUACAUUUGCAUUUCAGAAUAACCUUGUGGUCCACUGGCCUGUACAGGAGCCCUAAAAUGACAUGAUACUGGGUAGCAAAAUGCAUCCUUACCCCAGAAUGGAGGAAAAAAAAUCCACCGGAUACAUCAGCUUUUCUUCACGCAUGGUCAUGCUGGGAUUAGCCUUUUAAAAGUAGACUUUGACACUAUCAGAAGUUCCUGCUUAGCUUAGUGUGUAGUUGGGGGCCCAAACUGUCAACAUGACAAUUCACUCCAGUUGCAUGAUCCCAAAAAUGGUGGCAGCCUGAAUACCCACAAGCUCAAUUGAUCAUUGAUGCUCUGAGUGGUGCUCACGGGUGGUGCUAGUGAGGCAAGUGCUAGACAUUUAGGGAAGAAUAUGUAUCUAUAUUAUAAACAUCUUUUUGAAGGGAAUAUUAUCCCCUGUGGGGCUUAUAGAAUGACUAUGGAAUUCAUUUUGUAUAUAAAAUUUCCAUAAUAAAACAUUUGAGAUUUAAUUCAUA